CAUAUGUAUAUGCAUAUAGUGUAACGCAGACCAACUAUAUUUGUUUAGUCAAAGUGUUAAUUAUCCUACAUCGCUGCAGAAAACGUCAAGUCCGGCAAGGAAAACGAAAAGAAAAGUGUUUGGUGGUAAUCGAAUUUUAAUCGAUCAACAAUAAAGCCAAAAAACAAAUAACAAAUAACACAAAGAGCAACAAAAAUGUCAAGCAAGUGCAAUAUGCCGUUUAGGGCAUUAGACAAAUUAAUUGGACUUUUGGCAAUCUAUGCAAUAAUUUUGCAAUUAUCGCCUGCAAUUCAGGCCGUGCGUAUCGGCGGAUCACAGCAACCGAAACAACGGAUAAAAGACAAUCAACGGGACCAAACGCCGGCGGGCUCCUACUGGCAACAGCAUGUGGCCACACCCAGCAGCUCGACACCCUUCGAUUCGCCCUUCUAUUCGGCCACCCAUGGCCUCGUCCAGACGCACCCCUCUCUAACGGCGGGCAUACCACGGCCAGUGCCCCUCAAUAGCAACAGCCUGGGCAGUGGAGCCCCCGCCGGUGGGGCGAAGCCAUCAUUGACCGCUGGCAGUGGCUAUCUGAACUCACGUGGCACUCUACCCAGCUCGGCCCGCUAUCCAGCCAAUAAGGCAACAGGCACCGUGGUCGAACCCAAUCCGAAGUCGCCGUUCCGUCACCUUGACUUCUCAACGAGUGCCACUGCCGAAUUGCGCCGCAAUCCCGCUCUAUCGGCUCCCGAUGAGUGUGCGCGCGCCUGCCGAGAGGGCGAGCCUCCAAGAAUCUGUUAUUAUCACUUCACCCUGGAAUACUACACAGUACUGGGAGCGGCCUGUCAGGUGUGCACACCGAAUGCCACCAAUACGGUUUGGAGUCAUUGUCAAUGUGUUUUGGCCGAUGGUGUUGAGCGUGGAAUUCUCACGGCUAAUCGGAUGAUACCGGGUCCCAGUAUUCAGGUCUGCGAGAACGAUAAGGUUGUCAUCGAUGUGGAGAACCAUAUGGAGGGCAUGGAGGUAACCAUCCAUUGGCAUGGUAUUUGGCAACGCGGCUCCCAAUACUACGAUGGUGUGCCAUUCGUCACCCAGUGCCCCAUUCAGCAGGGCAAUACGUUCCGUUAUCAGUGGACAGGAAAUGCUGGUACUCAUUUCUGGCACGCCCACACAGGUCUGCAGAAACUUGAUGGAUUGUAUGGCAGUGUUGUUGUCCGUCAGCCUCCAUCGCGGGAUCCCAAUUCGCAUCUAUAUGACUUUGAUUUGACCACUCACAUUAUGCUGAUUAGCGAUUGGUUGCAUGAAGAUGCCGCCGAGCGUUAUCCUGGUCGUCUGGCUGUCAACACCGGCCAGGAUCCCGAAUCUAUGCUGAUCAAUGGCAAGGGACAGUUCCGUGAUCCCAACACUGGCUUCAUGACCAAUACUCCAUUGGAAAUAUUCACAAUUACUCCUGGUCGUCGCUACAGAUUCCGCAUGAUAAAUGCUUUUGCAUCCGUUUGCCCCGCUCAGGUCACGAUCGAGGGACAUGGCAUGACAGUGAUUGCCACUGAUGGAGAACCCGUGCAUCCGGUUGAUGUCAACACAAUCAUCUCAUUCUCAGGUGAACGUUACGAUUUCGUUAUCACCGCCGAUCAGCCUGUGGGUGCCUAUUGGAUUCAACUGCGUGGUCUGGGUGAAUGUGGCAUCCGUCGUGCCCAGCAAUUGGCCAUUCUACGUUACGCUCGUGGUCCCUAUCAGCCGGCAUCGCAGCCGCCCACCUACGAUGUGGGUAUUCCGCAGGGUGUGGUCAUGAACCCCUUGGACGCCCAAUGCAACCGUGAUAGAAACGAUGCCAUUUGUGUUAGUCAAUUGAAAAAUGCUCAAGAAAUUGAUCGCGGUAUUUUGGCCGAGAAACCCGAUGUGAAGAUAUUCCUGCCAUUCCGUUUCUUUGUCUACCGUGCCGAGGAUCUCUUCCAGCCCAAUACAUAUAAUCGAUUCUUGGUUGCACCCACGGGAGAUCAUGUUAUCUCGCUUAUCGAUGAGAUUUCCUAUCUAUCGGCGCCAGCACCACUUACAUCACAAUAUAAUGAAAUCAAUCCCGAACAAUUCUGCAAUGGUGACAAUCGGCCAGCUGACUGUGGACCCAAUUGCAUGUGCACUCACAAAAUCGAUAUACCCCUCAAUGCCAUUGUAGAGGUUGUGUUGGUCGAUGAAGUACAACAACCAAAUCUCUCGCAUCCCUUCCAUUUGCACGGCUAUGGAUUCAGUGUGAUUGGUAUUGGACGGUCACCGGACUCCACGGUUAAGAAGAUCAAUCUGAAGCAUGCUCUGGAUUUGGAUAGACGUGGUCUGCUCCAUCGACAGUAUAAUUUGCCACCAACUAAGGACACAAUUGCAGUGCCAAAUAAUGGUUAUGUUGUGCUACGUUUCAGAGCCGAUAAUCCUGGUUUCUGGCUCUUCCAUUGUCAUUUCCUAUUCCAUAUUGUCAUUGGUAUGAAUUUGAUUUUACAGGUUGGCACAAAUGCCGAUCUGCCACCAGUGCCGCCUGGUUUCCCCACGUGCGGUGAUCACACUCCGCCCAUACCCAUUAAUUAGGAGAAUUGGUAGAUGAAAAGAAUGAAUACAAAAACUGAACAUAAAUAGAAAUUGAUGCGAACAAGACCUCUACCUACUGAUUGAACAGUUUUGUACAAAGUUUAAGACACUCACACCUACACACACACACACGCAGCACAAUAAGUAUGUAUGUAUGUAUUUCUAUUUGUAUAUACCGCAUGAUGACGCACAGAGUCCUAGAAAACAAACAAACAAAAAAGAAAGAAGAACGACAAACAAAAAACACUGCCAAUGCCUAACUGUAAAAAUAAUACUCACAGUCUUUUGUAAGUCUUAACCCUACUUCCUGUCCCCCCACAACCCACAAAAUACACCGACUUCCAAUAGUUAAAUGCAAACCCCUCAGAACGGAUGAAAUCGAAAGGAUUGAACCUAUAUAUAUAUACACACCUAUCUAUAUCUAUUUUAUAU
Molecule: messenger RNA, 2988 nt
Organism: Drosophila willistoni
Lineage: Eukaryota; Metazoa; Arthropoda; Insecta; Diptera; Drosophilidae
Gene: stw
Product: laccase-5
Exons: 8
Coding region: 196-2556 (786 amino acids)
Biological process (GO): iron ion transport
Cellular component (GO): plasma membrane
Molecular function (GO): oxidoreductase activity; copper ion binding
Source: RefSeq, a predicted model, not a curated record